UUUGGCGCAGCAAUGGCCGUCCCUCGUGGUAGUCAAUGAGAACUCUUGACUCUCGAAACAUGUAAAGAAACGCAGUUUGCUCUCAAUUAACACCAUGACGAACAUGCGUUAAGCACAAAAUAAACCAAAGAACAGCAAGCCGACAGUCUUGCCUGAAAGAAUGCCUUCUUCGAACAUCAAACGCAAGAAAAAGCCGGGACCCACGAACUCUCCGACUUCGAACGGAGGUAGUGGAAAUUACACAGAGACGGCAAUGGACGAGUUUCUGGCCCGCUUGAACUUGUACAGAAAGCCAAUCGCGAAGGAUGGCUCCUGUCUUUUUAGAGCAGUGUCAGAGCAAGUCUACAACUGUCAAGCCAAACACCUCCAAGUCCGUAAGGAUUGCAUAGACUUUAUGAGAAGAAACAGGGAGAAGUUUGAAGCGUUUUUGGAAGGACCAUUUGAUCAUCACUUAUUCAGACUACAAAACCCAAAGGAAUGGGCAGGACAGGUUGAAAUAAGUGCUCUUUCACUGAUGUAUAAGAAAGACUUUGUUGUUUAUCAAGACAUCAAUGCAGAACCCACCAAGGUGACUGACAACAAUUUCAAAGACAAGAUCCUGCUUUGCUAUUCAAAUGGAAACCAUUAUGAUGCUGUUUAUGACAUGAAAUUCCAGAAGAUCGCAGCCAUGUGCCAAUCUGUGGUAUAUGAGCUCUUGUAUCAGAACGUGUUUGGAGAGCUGGACAGAAAAUGUGGCUCCAGACAGAAUUCUCCUGGUGAUCUGAACAGCAUGGGAACAACAAACUUCUAUCAGAAUGGCCUUGGAGAUGAAGGGUCUUUCAAGGAGGAUGGAGAAGACAACUCUGGUUGGACAGAGGUUGUUAGAGGAAAAAGUAAAGCAAAAUCUGCUCGUCAGAACAGAGGUUAUGAUCAAGAGGAACUCAGGGAAGAGCCAGCAAAACCAAACUUGGAUCAGAAACAUGGAUGGCAAGCCAAGAGGUCUCUAGACAAUGAACUGUACAGGAAUGUCGAGCUGGAAGUGUGGGAGGAUUCUAAAAAUGCUCAAGAACAGCAGGAUCAGUGUUUUGCAGCAAGUAUUCAGUACCAGCGAGGAGAUAAAUGCUUUGCAUGGUUGGGGCCACCAGAAGCUCCAGACAAAGUUUAUGAGGCCUUGGUUGUCUAUAGCCUUCCACUCCAAGGAAGAAUUGAGGUGGAGGUUCCAGAGCUUCAAAAUAAACGUUUUAUCAUUCCUCUGGAAAACUUGAAGCCCUCUGAUAAUCAACAAGAGUUGAGUUACAGAGAUUUAACUGGCUACUACAAAAAAUCUGAAUCCGGAGGUCCCUCUUAUGUUGAUGGUUUGCGAGAUGACGGGAAACGAGGAAGGAGAAGGAAUAUUCAAGGAAGAACCCAGAGAGGAUACAAGAGUGACGAACACAGUGAAGAUGCAGCAGGUCGGAAGGGUUUUCAGGAUGACACCUUUCCCAGACCAAGAGGUGGCCCAGGACCACGUGGGAGGAUGAGAGGCCGUGGCCGCUUCCAAAGGGGAAGAGACGAGAAACAGCUUCAAAAGGAGGAAGAUGAAGCAAAACAGAUUGCAGAACAAGCUAAGUUGGCGGAAUUACAAGGAAAGGACCCAGCGGCCUUCCCUGCUCUACCAACCCAGCAAGCUGAAGAGCGGACCCCUUCAUCUGAAGCUGCACCUGAUCAAACCCCUGCAGAGUUCUGGAGCCGCUUGAAAAACAAUCAGCUGAAGCCUACCGGUCCACCCAAAGAAAACCAUGUCAGCACAGAAAACAAACCUCCAAGUGUCUUGACGGUUAAUCAGCACCAGUCACAUGGCGAGAAAGAACUGGAAACUGAGAAAGAGAGAUUUCUGGCCAAAGAAGUGAAAACACCUGUGGCUCUGGAUAGUGAGAGUGCAACUAAAACGGAGAGUUCGUCUCUUGAAACAAGCAGUGUUCUUGGUCCUUUGGAGAAUGCAAAGAAGGAACAAAGUGAUACUCAGAAACAACCUUUGCCUGUAGAAAAGGAACUUUUGAAAGGCAAGAUAGACCUUCCGAAGGGGCGUCCAUUGAAUGAAUUUAAACAGCACACUACAGCAUCUUCGUCAGAUCUGGAAAGUGUUCCACAAACGUCCAACAUGGAAGAAAAUAAAUUAAUGGAUUCUGCUGAGACAAAGAGCGUUUGGAUAAAAGAUUCAAAUGAAAGGAAAGACGUAAAAACGCAGGAUAAAACUCCCGACAGUAGCGCCAAACUAUUGGAACAAGAAACAAAAAAGACAGAAGAGCUCGUUGCGAAGCCGCAAGGAACGCGAGGAGUGAUUCGUGUGUCCAAUGUCAGUAACAAAUCAAAGCAGGCCAUGGUCAGUGAACAUCAGGAGGAAGCCUCGAAGGAGGAUGGUAAUUUGUUCAGAAAAGAGGACUCUAUUCCUAAAGACACACCGAACCUCAAAUCAGCGCUGGCAGGAGAAGGUUCUGCAUCGACCUCUCCUGAGAAAAAGACUGUGACCUUUGCCGAGCCCCUUAAUGGAGGCGGUGAAAUUAAAGUUCUGCAUUUAGCUGGUAGAGAUGGAAAGAGAGAUGUGGUUGCUCCGCCAACUCUAGUUUCCGUUGUGAUGAAACCUCCUCCUUCAGAUAUUGCAGAGAAUUUGCCAGUUCCCCACGUGCCUGCUAACAAAGCUGACAAAAACACGAGCGAAGACGAAGCCACGAAUCCCCAAGCCUCCAUACCCACCCUCGACAGUAACACUCAACAACAGUCCCCCACCCCCUCCCCCGCCCCUGUAGACACCAACCAGAGCAAUGAAGGAGCAGACCCUGUGCCGUCCAGCUCCCCGUCAGUUGCACAACAGCAUCAAUCGUAUAUUCAGCUGCCGUUCCUACCCGUUAUGUUCCAACAGCUGCCGAACAUGACCAGCCAUCCACGCAUGCCUCAAGGGAUAUCGAUGGAAAGCGACGGUUCCGAUUUGCCCGAUGACCCUAACACUCUCCGAUAUUUCUUCAACCUUGGAUUUCAGUACCAUGUCCACAUGUGCAAUCAGCAAUGGACCAACCAAAACAUGAUGUAUUAUCCGUUCUACCAGAUGCCUUCCCAGGAUCACAUGGGGGUGCAUCCCGCGGUUUCAAUGCCACAGCCUGGUAACCCUGGGGUACCACAAGUUAUUUAUCAGGCUCAGCAAAUGCAGGGCUACCACCCCCCUCAAAUUCAGCCAGUUGUGCAAGAGGGCACAAGUUUUUCUGACCGUAAUUCUUUGGACAGAAGCAGUCCCGGGCAGACACAGCAACAACAAACUCAGCAGCAGCAACAACAACCGCAGCAACAACAAGUUUUGCACCAAGGCCCGCCGUUCGUACCCAACCAGCACCAUCCCACACCCUGGCGAGGGGCUCAAUCGAUCACUCGGUAUGGCCAGGGGAAACAUAUGCACAUGGGUGGAUACAACACACCGCUGCAAAACCAACAGAAUCCUCGCGGGCCUAUGCAACAAGGAGCCGGAAACCCUAAGCCGUAUCACAAAAGCAAGAAACAUCAGAAGCAUCGCAACGAUCAGUUUCUCUUCGGCGGAGCGCAGUCACAGCAUGCGCAGAAUCAAGGCCAACCUAUGCAUGGUGCGCAUGCUUUUCAAACUGCUGCCCAGCCCGCUAGCUCGUCUUCCAAUGCCUUUUACAUGCCAGGAAGCGACCAUGCCGCUGGAAAGGGGUCUGGAGACUAUCAUUAUCAUGGUAACCAACAAUUUAUGAACUAUCACGGCAAUGUCUCUUCAAGCAUGACACAAGCGCCGCAUUCCGCUGGUAACACGCGGGCGCAGCAAUUUUCUUAAAGCGGAACAGGAUUGAAAUUGUCUAUUGAAGGCCUAUGUCUCGGAUAAAGACUGUCUUGUGAUGGUAGCUGAAAAGCUAACGGAAUGGUUUUGAUAUGUAAUUUAAAAGUGUCUUUGACAGUGAGGAGCUGGAGGAAAAAAAUACCUACGACGACCUUAAGUUUCAAUAUGGCUCUCUUUUCGCCGCAAUGUAGCAGCAAUGUCGAUUAAGCCCUGUCAUUACAAUGCGCACAAAAUGCCGUUGUUUUAAUUAUAAUGCUGAACAGAGCUGUUUCGUGGGCCCAAUAUGACAGCUAUGUUGGCGUAGUGCGCGAACAAUAGUGGAAAAGUAAAGGUUUUGUAUUGGGCCAACCGUACGGGUGGAUUGUGGUAAUAUGGCUGCCUUACUGUCCUAGACACUUCGUUUUCAUGUUUUGUUUAGCGUUAUGUUUAUUGUAGUUGUGGUGUUUUGUGUUAGGGAAUAGCCAAAUAAAAAUGUGACGCGACGGAA
Pocillopora damicornis (cauliflower coral) is the source of this 4289-nucleotide messenger RNA. RefSeq lists its product as uncharacterized. Gene Ontology annotation, molecular function: K63-linked deubiquitinase activity; cysteine-type deubiquitinase activity. Lineage: Eukaryota; Metazoa; Cnidaria; Anthozoa; Scleractinia; Pocilloporidae. The record is from RefSeq and is a predicted model, not a curated record. Gene Ontology annotation, biological process: protein deubiquitination.